CAAUAUUACCUUAUGGAGUACGGAACAGCCACACUACCACAGGGCACAGCAUAUGAGUGACAUACUGACUCAUAUACAUAAUAUUACAUACAUUAAAAAAUAAUAAUAUAUCAUACGUACCUAGUACUCAAUAGGUACUAAUAGGUCAUACCUAUAGGUCAUUAUAAUAUUAUAUUUAUCUAUGCUAUAGGUACUUCAUAUGUUUUUAUAAUAUAUCUGUGCGAACAACACUACCCAACGAAGGAAACGUUAUGCGCGGUCCAUUAUGUUUUAAUAUUAUGUACAUAUUCCGGUGUGGAUAUCGGUUGUCCGCGGUCUGCCCGUCAUCGGGUCGAGCAGUUCACACUGUCAAAUUCCAGCAGCGACGCACUCGACCCCACCAGGACCAGAAUUUCCAACGAUUGUGUGGGUCACGUCAGUGGUCCAAUAACAUCGAGCAGCAAUUGAAGGUAGUGUCGGACAACCGCUGUUUCGGCGGACAGCAAAAGGUCUACGAACACUACAGGUCGGUGGUAACUCGCAAUGCUGCACUGGCGUCAUUUGAGGUGGUCAAGGUGGGCAUUUGCCCCUGUGGCCCCGUCUGAUUUUAAAAGCAGCUCAAUGGGCUAGUUGUUGGUGAAAAAGUUGCCAAUUAUCAAUAAUCCGUAUAUUUUUCAUAGGAGUUAUCAAAAUCUAAAAACUGAAAUUUGCUAUAGCGGAAAAUAGAAAUAACAAAUAUAGAUAUUUUUAUACUUAUGGAAAACAGAAUUGUCGAUUUUGGCAGAAAAGUGUAUCAUCCUUAGGUAAAUUCUACAUGAAUAUGCUGAUUCCUGUUUCCCCCAAAUUCGAAAAGUGUACCUUUUUUUCCACUUUGAGUGUAACUUCCCCCUUUCCACCAAUACUUGUUACCAUAAAUUAAUGAGAUAUUGACCACUUUUUCACUAAAACAAUUUUUUUACCAUUUAAAGUUAUUAUACAAUAAGUUUAUUUAAAAUACUAUAAAAUAUUGAAAAACAAUAUAACAAUAUAUAUUACAUUUUAAUAAAAUCAUUUGUAUAGCAAAUUGCUAUUAUCAAUGAUGAUAGAACUGAGUACCGGUACUGAGGUCUUGAAUUGGUCGUGUACCACGUACGUAUCAAUAUAAAGGGAAAUUACCGAAUAAUAACAGCUUAAACCAGAGGUAUUUAAACUUAGUAAGUUCAGGUUUGUUAACAUGUUAGUUUUAACAAAUAUUUAAAGCCAAAAACUUGGGUCAUUGAUUUUGAAGUUUCAAUUCAUCUAAAUGCAAGAGAAAGAUUUCAUUAUUUAACUAUUGUUGGAUGUCAUUUUUAUUUUAGUCAUGGUGUGAACUUUUACCUUUUUCAAUUUUCAAUUAUAAAGACAUAACUAUAGGUGAAGAAAAAUUCAAACAGUAGGCCUUGUAAUCGAUUACACAAAUAAAUAAUCUAAGAUAGAAAAAUGGCUUGAACAAUAGUUUUGGUCUUACAUUUCUGGAUCCAAAUGAAGUCAAAUUAUACUUGAAAUAAGAUUUUUAAAAUGGCAAAACAUAUGAUGAACGAAUUUCAAAGCUUGUCAAUUUUUUAGAAAAUAUUAUGUCCAUGAAAAAUGAUCCAGUAUUUUUGCCCAGUCUUGAGCUAAGAGAGAAGGGACAUUGGAGAAAACAACAAAUACCUAACUUGUUGAAUUUCCAAAUGAGAUUUGCUGUGUAUGUACCAGAAAAUUUGGAAAGACCUGCUCCAGUCUUAUAUCAUUUGGGUGGUAUGUUAUGUUCCGAACAAACAUUUAUACAGAAGUCAGGGUUUCAACGAUGGGCAGCACAUUAUGGAAUAAUCGUAGUGUCACCAGAUGUCUGCCCUAGGGUUAAUUUAGGUGUUGAUAAUAAUACAAUUGAAGCUAAUGGCGAGUCAUAUUAUGUAAAUGCCGUGAAAAAACCAUGGAGCAAAAAUUUCCAAAUGUAUUCAUAUGUUAACGAAGAGCUACCUAGUAUUAUUCAGGAGAAUUUUAAUGUCAAUAAAGACAAGCAGUCAAUCAUGGGUCACAGUAUGGGAGGUCAUGGUGCAUUAAUAAGCGCACUUAAAAAUCCUGGCAAGUUUCGUUCAGUUUCAGCUUUAGCUCCGGUUUGUAAUCCAUCUCAAUCACCCGGUAUACAAGUUAUACUUAAGUGUUAUUUUGGAGAUGAUUUAAAAACAAUGGAGAAAUGGGAUUCUACCUGCUUAGUAGCUGAUUAUAAAGGACCAGAGUUAAAUAUUCUCAUACAUCAAGGAUAUAAUGAUGUUCAUAAAGAUGAUUUAGGAUUGGAAAAUUUUAUAAGCGCUUGUAAAAAGGCAGGGAUUGCAGCUUCAAUAAAUAUAGAAGAAGGAUAUGACCAUGGUUUUUAUUUCAUUUCAACUUUUAUAGAACAGCAUUAUCAUCACCAUGCUAAAUUUUUAUGUGACUCUUAAUAAUUUAUUAAAUUGUAUGUAUUUUUAAGUAUUAUUUAAUUUAUAAGUGGUAUGUUAAAACUUAUAUGUUACCAAAAAAACCUUACCAAACUUAAUUUUAAUUUGCAUAAUUAGAAAAUUCAUGGAAAA
This is a messenger RNA of Acyrthosiphon pisum (pea aphid), 2549 nucleotides long. RefSeq names its product S-formylglutathione hydrolase. Gene Ontology annotation, cellular component: cytosol. Gene Ontology annotation, molecular function: S-formylglutathione hydrolase activity. Lineage: Eukaryota; Metazoa; Arthropoda; Insecta; Hemiptera; Aphididae. The transcript has 6 exons. Gene Ontology annotation, biological process: formaldehyde catabolic process. The record is from RefSeq and is a predicted model, not a curated record. Bases 1572 to 2420 code for a protein of 282 amino acids.